AUGUCGUCGGAGAACAAGGAAGUCGAUUACUCUCUGGCUAACCCAGAUACCCUCACCAAGUACAAGACCGCUGCUCAGAUCUCUGAGAAGGUUCUUGCCGAGGUUUCCAAGCUCGUCGUUCCUGGAGCCAAAAUUGUCGAUAUCUGCCAGCAGGGAGACAAGCUCAUCGAGGAAGAGAUCUCCAAGGUCUACCGAGGAAAGAAGAUCAACAAGGGUUUCUCCCACCCCACCACCGUCUCCCCUUCGUCCUACGUCACCCCCUACACUCCUCUCACCUCCGACGAGGCUGAGGCCGGCGCCGAGAUCAAGGAUGGCGAGGCUAUCAAGAUCCAGCUUGGUGCCCAAAUCGAUGGUUUCGGUUCCAUCGUCUGUGACACCAUCAUCGCCACCCCCGAAGACAAGGCUGGCGACAAGAUCACUGGCCGCACUGCCGAUCUGGUCCUUGCCAACUACUACAUCAACGAGGUCCUCCUGCGAUUGAUGAUCCCCCCUGGCACUCUGGCCCAAGGCUCCGACGAGGAGAAGGCCAAGGCUGCUGCCCAGAAAGCCCCUACACAGGCCAAGAUCACCAGCCUUCUCGAGAAGGUCGCCAAGACCUACGAGGCCAACAUCGUCGAGAGCACCACCUCGUGGCUCUUCGACCACAAUGAGAUCGAAGGCAGCAAGAAGAUUGUCCUUUCCCCUGCAGAGGGCACCAAGGGCGAGGGUGUCCCUGAAAUUGGUGAGGUUUGGGGUGUUGAGGUCGGUGUCAGCCUGGGCUCCGGCAAGGUCAAGGGACUUGACCAGCGUGCCACUCUUCACCGCCGCACCAACCAGACUUAUGGCCUGAAGCGACCUACUUCGCGCAAGAUCCUCAACGAGGUCCAGAAGAAGUUCGGUACUUUCCCCUUCAGCUUGCGACAGCUUGAGGACGAGCGCGAUGCCAAGUCUGGUGUCGUCGAGUGUGUCCGAGGAAACGUCUUCCGCCAAUACGAACUCGUUGGCGACAAGGACAACUCUCCCGUUGCCCGAUACCUUACAACCUUUGCUAUUACCAAGAAUGGUAUCACCAAGCUGGGUGGCCCUCCCCCUCUGGACCUUGAGAAGUACGAGACCGACAAGAAGAUCGAGGACGAGGAGAUUCUCAAGAUCCUGGAGCAGCCCAUUGCCCGAAACACUGGUAAGAAGAAGAGCAAGCCUAAGAAGAAGACUGCCAAGAAGGAGGGCGACGAAGAGUAA
Messenger RNA from Fusarium pseudograminearum CS3096, 1218 nucleotides. RefSeq lists its product as uncharacterized. NCBI's taxonomy places the organism in Eukaryota, Fungi, Ascomycota, Sordariomycetes, Hypocreales, Nectriaceae. The coding region runs from base 1 to 1218 and encodes 405 amino acids. The transcript is spliced from 4 exons. The record is from RefSeq and is a predicted model, not a curated record.